Molecule: messenger RNA, 782 nt
Organism: Chroicocephalus ridibundus (black-headed gull)
Lineage: Eukaryota; Metazoa; Chordata; Aves; Charadriiformes; Laridae
Gene: CRYBA4
Product: crystallin beta A4
Exons: 4
Coding region: 162-782 (206 amino acids)
Biological process (GO): lens development in camera-type eye; visual perception
Molecular function (GO): structural constituent of eye lens
Source: RefSeq, a predicted model, not a curated record
ACCAGCGAUGCACCAGCCCUGGGGCAGGUUUAACGGUCCUUUUCCCUUGUGCCCUGGCAGAGCCACCAUGACCCACCGCUGCAGGAGAUCCUCCAGCCUCUGGAAGGUACAGAGCCUGGGGAGGACCAUCGACGCAGCUUGAGCCCCAUGAACACCUGGGCAUGGGGCUGCAGUCUCUGCUUGGGGCCUCUGCACCCACAGAGCCCCCUGACCUGCUCCAUCCUCCCCAGAUCGUGGUGUGGGAUGAGGCUUUCUUCCAGGGCAAGAAGCACGAGUUCACCACCGACUGCUACAGCACCCCGGAGCACGGCUUCAGCACCGUCCGCUCCUGCAAGAUCGAGAGCGGGGCGUGGGCAGGCUUCGAGCACUGUGGCUUCCAGGGGCAGCAGUUUGUGCUGGAGCGUGGCGAGUACCCGUGCUGGGAGGCGUGGAGCGGCAGCAACGCCUACCACGUGGAGAGGAUGUGCUCCUUCCGCCCCAUCGCCUGCGCUGACCACGGGCGCAGCAGGCUGAUGCUCUUCGAGCAGGAGAACUUCCAGGGCAAGCGGGCGGAACUGAGCGACGACUGCCCCUCGCUGCCUGCCCUGGGCUGGGACAGCAGCGCUGUGGGCUCCUUCCUCGUCCGCUCCGGCGCGUGGGUCUGCUCCCAGUACCCGGGGUACCGGGGCUUCCAGUACCUCCUGGAGAGUGACAGCCACGCGGGCGAGUACAAGCACGUGCGGGAGUGGGGCUCCCACGCGCAGACGGGCCAGGUCCAGUCCAUCCGCAGGGUCCAGCAAUGA